UGUGAGAACCGCAUGUUUCUGUUCUCAUUGGCUCGCCCUUAGAUCAGUUGCGUGCAAUCAGCUUCGGCCGGGGUAAAUUGCCAUUGGACAGCCUGCCCGUCGCUGGCUUUUAUUGUCUGCUGCCUUCUUUUUUUCAAUUUGAACGGAACGGGCUGAGAGAGCAGACGCUAUGCACAACGUUAGCAAGCGGAGCACCGGAGCUGCCGAACGACGCUUUCGCUGAUCAAACUCGCCCGAAGACAGAAACUGAACUGUUGAGGGAUGCCGUCGGCUGGUCUGGAAAUCGUGGGACUGGGGCUGUGUGUCCUAGGUUGGCUGGGAGUCAUGCUGACUUGCGGGCUGCCGAUGUGGAAAGUAACGGCUUUCAUCGAGAGUAACAUCGUGGUGGCCCAGACGCUCUGGGAAGGACUGUGGAUGAAUUGCGUGGUCCAGAGCACGGGGCAGAUGCAAUGCAAAGUCUACAAUUCCCUGCUAUCGCUGAGACACGACGAACAGGCGGCCCGGGCGCUGACAGUCAUCGCCUCCAUCAUGGGACUCAUCGGGCUUCUGGUCACCAUCCUGGGAGCCCAGUGCACCAACUGCACGGAGGGUGUGACAACCAAAGCCCGGAUCGUCAUCAGCGGAGGUGUCAUCUUCAUCCUAUCCGGUCUGCUCGCCCUCAUCCCCGUGUGCUGGACGGCCAACACCAUCGUCCGCGACUUCUACAACCCCAUGGUCCCCGUCUCCAAGAAGCGAGAGAUGGGGGCGGCUCUGUACGUUGGCUGGACCGCCAGCGCGCUCCUCUUCAUCGGGGGAGCCCUGCUCUGCUGCUCCUGUCCCCCGAAGCAAGACCAGUCGUCCUUCGCCGUCAAGUACACGGCCCCGAGGAGAGCUUCGGCCAACGGGGACUACGACAAGAGGAAUUACGUGUGAAGGGGGUACCCCCCCCCCCCCCCCCCCCGUUAAUCCGAACAGACCCGAAUUGGACACGGGGGGGAGCGAGGAAAUCGUAGAACCCACCAGCUUUCUAUUCUGCUUAUUCAAAGCAAUCCUUUUUUUUAUUUAAUGGAUUUGUAUUGUAAACGAAAACAGGGGAUGUUCAUUGUAUAUCUAAAGCUGUUUGACAGCGUUGAGUGGACCGAUCGAGAACUGGAAGCGCGCUCCGAAAGUGACUUCACAAGCGAUUGUUGAGGAACGUUUGAACAUUGAUCGAUGGCGUUUGCGAUGGGCAUUUCUGCGAGCGUUGUGAAAGUGCGGGGGGCACUCUCCCCCUAUCUCGGUCUCACGCCCGGACUUCCUCUGUAGUACCCCGCCGGUCAUUGUUAUGUGGUCAGUGUACACUGAGCCUUGUAGAAUUCAUUAGAAAUGUUGAUUCAUUAGAGAAAUUUGAUGGGGGCAGAACGGUGCUUUUGCUCCAUGUCACACAGCCAGAAGUAACACGGCGCUUUACUCACUUGCUUUAGCCAAUACUCUUUUCAGAUUGUUUUAUUGAUUAUAAAAUGUAGAUGAUCACAGACGUUAAUGGUGCAAUAACUAUUCAUUAGCUCUUUGCCCCCCUCCCUCCGUGUUCAUAAUUUAAUGAAACUAAAUUUAGUUAUUUAGGCGCAGUUGGCUUUAUGCAUGAGAUUUGGAGCCCGGCAGAGAGU
Amblyraja radiata (thorny skate) is the source of this 1625-nucleotide messenger RNA. It is a transcript of the gene cldn5a, whose product is annotated as claudin 5a. Gene Ontology annotation, molecular function: structural molecule activity. The record is from RefSeq and is a predicted model, not a curated record. Bases 262 to 912 code for a protein of 216 amino acids. The transcript has a single exon. Gene Ontology annotation, cellular component: membrane; bicellular tight junction. Lineage: Eukaryota; Metazoa; Chordata; Chondrichthyes; Rajiformes; Rajidae.